AGUGAGCUGUCAGUUAAAAUAAAAUUGGGUUUGGGUUCAAUUUUUGUGUACGAAUUGAUUGUUCAGCGAUUCAUUACGUUAUGUCGAUAAAAGUGUAAUGACGGUUUUACUAUAUAACAGUACUUUUAAAUCGAAAUAAUGGUUUCUUUACAUACGUUUAUUCCUUUCGUUGCCUUGCCAAGGAGAUGUUAGAAGUACAAAUCCAUUUUUACGAAGUGAACAAAAAGUUGUCAAAGAAUUAGCAUUCAAUGAGUGUUAUUCAAAUUGUAUGUACGAUAAAACUACCCCGAUGCAAAUGAGCUUGAAAAUACGAAAGGCAACAUGUAUGACAUGUUGUCUGAGUUUCGAGUAUCAGAAUUUGAUUCGUUCGUUGACAUACUGCGACUAACAUCGGUAGAUCCAUUGGACACUUUCGGCGAGAUGUGGUACCCAGUGUUUUUGUGGUCGUUAUGUUCUUCGGUGUUUGUGCAUACUUGUGCCGCGCUCGUCGCCUUCGCAACGUUAAGGAAGCACAAAUAUGGCAAGUUCUUUCCCGUGCUACUAAUCGUGAUGGGCGUAGUGAAUCCAGUGACUUCAGGCGUAGCUAGCAGUGCCGCGGUUGCGUUUAUUUACCGGGCAGCCAACUUGAAGAUGAUGCCCAUUCAUGCUAUGAUAUGGGGCAUCGGACAGACAGUGCUUGGUGCUGGUAUUGGGUUUACUAGAAUUUUAGCCACUUUGUAAUGUAUGGUAGAUACUGCAGUUACAACCAGCUCUUUCAUUAUGGGUCAGAUGAAUUGAAAGUCAAUUAUCUUAAUUAUAGUAGAUGAAUAAAUAAGAUAAGGUGCUGAAUUCCAAUGCAUGAUUUCCACAUGUACUUUGUACAAAUACUCAUAUUAAAAUUGUAUGGUAUACCUACUUAUUGUAAAUACUGUAGAUCUUAUUGUAUUAUAUGUUUUGCAUACCUUUUUAUAUAACUGUCAUAAAAUAAUAAACAUGUAUACCCUUUGCCUUCAACUAGUCCAUUCCUCAAAAAUGUUGAGGGGUUUGAAGUAUUGGAAAAUAAAUUUUAUAGAUAUAAAAACAAUAGUUAAUAUUAUGGUACAUUGUGAUGCUGUGGCCUGUAAGUGGUUGGAAUUAAACUUGUUACAAAGAUUGUAAAAAAUAUGUAUGUUAUUGGUAUGGGUGGUGUAUUAAAUAAAUAAAUACUGCACAUAAUGUGGUAUUCAUUCCUAUAAAUUUAAAUAAAACUAUGCAAUAUUAUGUAGGUUAGAUUGCUAUGUUCAUUGUGGACUUAAUAGAACCCACCGUUAAUAUGUCAAACUGAUUAGUUAAUUUCAUGUAAGAAUUUGUAUCCGGCCUCCAGAAUCGAUAGAAAAAACUGUCAAACAAGAAUAUCAAGGUAUUAACAAUAUUGCACAAGAUGACAUGUUUUAAAAAAUAGAGAGAUAUGUUUUGUACUUACAUUACAAUGUAUAAUGAAUAAGUCUGUGAGCAGUUAGUACAAGGCCUUGUUAUUAGUUAUAACAGCUCGGGGACUGUAGAGGUACCUUAGUAUUGAAAAUGUAGUUCUUUACAAUUUAUGUUAUUCACACAUUAUUAGUAACAAUAUAGUGUACCAUCAAUUUACUAUGUACUUGGUCUGCUAUAUUGUUGCUAAUCCUACCCCUUGUAUAGUACCUAUUUUAUGUAUUUUGGUAAUCAAAUACUGUAAAUAAUGAAGCUAGUGUCUUUGUUGUACCUACGCAAUAUAAUGUAUACCUAUGGAGUUAAUUAAAAAAGUUUAUAUAAACAAUACAA
Molecule: messenger RNA, 1776 nt
Organism: Ostrinia nubilalis (European corn borer)
Lineage: Eukaryota; Metazoa; Arthropoda; Insecta; Lepidoptera; Crambidae
Product: transmembrane protein 170A
Exons: 1
Coding region: 322-720 (132 amino acids)
Source: RefSeq, a predicted model, not a curated record